AUCAAUAAACAAAUUUGCUAUAGAAAUCAUACUAGGUAAUAUUUCUGUAAGGAUACGUGUUCAUGUUCUGUUCGUUUUAAAUAAAUUGAAGAAAAUGGAAAACGACGGAGCAAAAAAGAGAAUACAAAAGGAAUUUCCGAAACAGAAAAAUGAAAAGGAUGUUGCGUUUGCCGAAUACAUGGAAAAACUCCGAAACUGGCAAUAUAACUGCCAGAUGCAACAGUGGUUUUGGAUGCAUAAUAUGAUGAUGCAAAACAUGACCAUGCACCAACAAUACUUAAAACAAAUGACAAACGGAAAUGCUGCUCAUAUUACUAAUUCUAGUAACUUGACACAACCAACAGACCAGACACAAGCCAGGGUCCAAAGAUUUAUGAUUCCAUCUUUGUUCCGGAGGUUUGCUGCUGAGGUUUUUGACUUUCUCAUCCUACUUUCAAUCAAACUUUUAUUUCUUUGGUUGCUUAUGGCUUUCCUUGGAAUCAAUGCUUUCCAAAUCUCGUUCCAUCUCAUGUUAUUGGAUGAAGUGGACAUGGAUCAACUUGAGGAGAUUUACACCGAAGAAUUACAAACAAUGCUUAUUGUUGCUUUCCUAUACAGAACAAUGUGUUGUCUAUAUGAGUUCUUCUUUAUUUGGAAAUACGGGGCAACUCCUGGUAAAUAUUUUCUGGGACUAAAAGUUAUCGCGCUUUUCAAUCAACCACAACUUGGCAAUCGUUCAGGUGUAACAACACUCGCUGGUGGACAUCUUACUGCUUCGAACUCAUGGACACGAACCUUUGUGAAGAAUCUUUCCAUAGCAUUCAUGAUUCCAACCUUCAUUACUGGUUUUUUCUACGCACAUAAGCGCACUUCAUAUGAUAUCAUGUCAAACACCAUCGUUGUGUUAAAACCUCAAGGACAAAUUCCUCAUUUUUAAUAAAUUUUGUUGAAUUUUAUUAAGAAUCUGGCCAAUGUGGUGUAUUUUAUUUCUCCCGUGUAAAAAUAUCAAGUGCAGAUAAAUACCCUAUAUUUGGAACUAACUACCAAUUCUACAGUUUUCUUAUAAAUGCUUAAAACUGUAGAUAAAUUUAUUAGGCCUGUUGCUAUAGACAGACCACUCAAUUUUGAAAAAAAUGAACUUUAUUACGACUGUGCAAAUACAAACUCCUGCCUGCUACACAAAUUGAUGUAGGUUUGUCAAAUUAUACAGUAAAGGUAAAUGUGGUGAAUUUUUUAACUGAGGUUGUCAGUAACAUUAUUUCCAUUUCGUAAUCGCUAUGAGAUUUCUACUGGAGAAAUAGACCAGUGUUGUGAUUUUGUCUGUGCGCCUUUAUCUUUAAAUAACUAACUUGAUCAGAUGUAUAAUUUACUUGUGUCUUUUCAAGAGAACACUUUUGAUCUGACCUGAUAGAAUGUCAGCCUAAUAGCUUUGCUCUUUAUCUUAAAUAUAUUGGUGAUUGUAAUAAAGCUUUUUGCGGAAUUUAUGUCUUUCCCAAGUACACUGCGCUUUAAUUUAAAAAUUUAUUAAAUUAAAA
Ciona intestinalis (vase tunicate) is the source of this 1514-nucleotide messenger RNA. Lineage: Eukaryota; Metazoa; Chordata; Ascidiacea; Phlebobranchia; Cionidae. The record is from RefSeq and is a predicted model, not a curated record.